Monodelphis domestica (gray short-tailed opossum) is the source of this 8101-nucleotide messenger RNA. Lineage: Eukaryota; Metazoa; Chordata; Mammalia; Didelphimorphia; Didelphidae. The record is from RefSeq and is a predicted model, not a curated record.
GACCGAGCCGGAGGAGGGUGGGAGCGCAGGGCGGGGCGAGCAAGGCCCAGGCUGUGCACGUGGCCUACUCAAGCCAAUAGGAAGGCGGGCUAGAGACCCCCACCCCCUAGGCCUGGGCCCCGAGCCUGCCGGUGACUGGCGCCCAGGAGCCUCGGAGCCCGCCCUUCCCUCGCACCUGCGGUCCAGGGCGCCGCCCCCACAGGGGACGCCCGCGGGGUUUGAGGCGGAGCGCCGCCCUAAGACGAGACAAGGGGGCCGACCGCAGCCCUGGAGCGUCCUGACGCUGGUCUCGCCGGGCGCCCGCUGUCGGGCCCUGGUCUUAUGCAGAGCGGCAUCAUGGAGCAGCUGGUGCGGCGAACCCGGGCCGCCUUCCAGAGCGGCCGCUCGCGGCCACUGGCCUUCCGCCUGCAGCAGCUGCGGGCCCUGCAGAGGAUGGUGCAGGAGUGCCAGAAGGAGAUCGUGGCAGCGCUGACCGAAGACCUGCACAAGAGUGAAUUCAACGCAUAUAGUCAAGAAGUUAUUACUAUUCUUGGGGAACUUGACCAUGUGCUGGAGAAACUUCCUGAAUGGGUUGCCCCAGAGUCAGUGAAGAAGAAUCUCUUGACAAUGAUGGAUGAGGCCUACAUCCACUCAGAGCCUCUAGGAGUAGUCUUGAUUAUUGGAGCUUGGAACUACCCUUUUGUCCUAAGUAUCCAGCCGCUAAUAGGAGCCAUUGCAGCAGGAAAUGCUGUCAUAGUUAAGCCAUCAGAAUUAAGUGAAAGGACAGCCACACUCUUGGCCAAGAUAAUCCCUCAGUAUUUAGAUAAGGAGCUAUACUGUAUUGUUAAUGGUGGCAUUAAGGAGACCACAGAACUUUUGAAGCAGAGAUUUGACCAUAUUCUCUAUACUGGAAGUUCUGGAGUCGGAAGGAUUGUCAUGGAAGCUGCUGCCAAACAUUUGACCCCUGUGACCCUGGAACUCGGAGGGAAGAGUCCAUGUUACAUCGAUAAAGAUUGUAAUCUUGAUGUUGCUUGCAGGCGGCUCACCUGGGGGAAGUAUUUGAAUUGUGGCCAAACCUGCAUUGCUCCAGACUAUGUUCUUUGUGAGCCAUCUCUCCAGAGUCAGAUUGUGGAAAAGAUCAAGGAAACUGUGAAGGAAUUCUAUGGUGAAGAAAUAAUAAAGUCUCCUGAUUACGAAAGGAUCAUCAAUCUUCGUCAUUUUAAAAGGGUGACCAGUUUACUUGAAGGACAAAAGAUAGCUUUUGGAGGGGAAAUGGAUGAGGCUACACGAUACCUAGCCCCGACUAUCCUUACUGAUGUCAAUCCCAACUCCAAGGUGAUGCAAGAAGAGAUCUUUGGCCCUGUGCUUCCAAUUGUGCCUGUGAAAAGUGCAGACGAAGCGAUACAGUUCAUAAAUGAGCGAGAAAAGCCCCUGGCCCUGUAUGUGUUUUCUAAUAACAAUAAGCUGAUUAAAAGAAUGAUAGAAGAAACCUCCAGUGGUGGGGUUACUGGCAAUGAUGUCAUCAUGCAUUUCACCCUCAACUCUUUGCCCUUCGGAGGAGUUGGUAACAGUGGAAUGGGUGCAUAUCAUGGAAAGCACAGCUUUGAUACCUUCUCCCAUCGUCGAUCAUGCCUGAUAAAGAGUUUAAAGAUGGAAAGUGCCAAUAAGCUCCGAUACCCACCAAACAGCCAGUCCAAGAUAGACUGGACAAACUUCUUCAUCUUGAAACGCUUCAACAAAGGCAGAAUUGGCCUUUUCUUAAUGGCUUUUCUGGGUGUCCUGGUAGCCAUAACUAUUAAAGUAAGUAUGCUUUCCUUGUUCAAAAGGGGUACUGGAAGUCUCAUUCUCCCUCUGUCAAUAUCUUAUUUCUCUGCUAUUUUAGGGUGGGUUUUCUUGGUGUAUGUCUCUCCUGUUUUCUUUUUUGUAAGCAUAUUAAACUUUAAGAAGGUUUUUUAAUGGGCAGAUGUUGAAGUUCUAAGCCUUUUGCUCUUGAAGAAAUUGAAAUCUGAGUCCAGCUGAGGCUCUAAGGACAAGCUGCAUUAAUCAAUCAGCAGACGUUUAUCAGGGGUUUAUUAUGUGCUAGGAAGGAGGAAGAUACAGGAUGGAUAGAAUAGAUCCAAAGUGAUCUUAGAAUGGCGGGCUGGAUUGGACUAGGAACGCCCUUUUGGUAAGGUGGCCCUUGAGCCUCCUUACAAAGAAAGAAGCCAGGGACCCUAGAAGUAGAGAUGAGAAGGGAGAACAUUCCAGACAUGGAACACAACCCGGGCAAAAACAUGGAGACCAGAGAUGGAGCAGCAUCUAUGAGGAAUGCUGAAUAACUAGGCCAGAGGGACUAGGCUAUAGACUGCAGAGAGGGAAGUGAUGUGUCAGGAAACAAGGAAGACAGGAGAGGGCCAGGUGGCGAAGAGCUUUCAGUGCCAAGCUGAGGCAUUUAUGCUGGAUCCUAAAGAUAACAGGAACAGCUAGAGUCUGAGUGGGGACAGUGACAUGGUCAGACCCACACGUUGGGAAGACUACUUUGACAGCUACGGAGAGACUUAAGGCACAGAGACCAAGGAGAAGCCAAUUGAAAUAGUGCAUGAUGGGUACCUAGGUAGCUCAGUGGAUGGACCACCAGGCCUAGACAGGAGGUCCUGGGUUCAAAUGUAGCCUCAGAUAUUUCCUAACUACGUGACCCCAGACAAGUCAUUUAAUGCCCUUAGCCUAGCCCUUGCCACUCUUCUGCCUUGGAGCUGAUAUUUAGUGUCAAUUCUAAGACAGUCAGUAAGGUGGCAAUGACAAGGUCUGACAAAUUUCUGGAUGUGUGGGGCGAUCGGGGGAGCUGUGGAUGACACUGACCUGGUGAGCGUGAUUGUCCAGAAGGGGGAUGGGCCCUCUCAACAGAAGUAGAAAAGUUCGGAGGAGGAAUGGGGUUGGGGGCAAAGGUAAUUGAGAUAUCUUAUCCAGUUCAAAAUGUCUGGUACGCAUUUGGGAUUGAGGGCUGCAGUUCAGAAGAGAGACCAGGGCUAGAUAUGUAGAGCCUGGAGUCUCUGCCCAGAGGUGAGAAUGACGCCCAUGAGAACAGAGGAGAACACCAGGUUAAAGAUCAGAGAAAAAAGCAGACAGGGCCUAGGACAGAGCCUCGCGUUGACGUGGUUCAAGGUCCAGCCAAGGAGCCUUCUGAAAGAACGUAGGAGGGGCAGCUAGGUGGAUGGAGCGCCAGGCUUGGGAUUGGGAGGACGGAAGGUCUGAUGUGGCCUCUGACACUUCCUAGUUGUGUGACUCUGGGUAAGUCCCAUAACCCCACUGCCUAGCCCUUCCCCUCUGGCGUAGAAUCCAUGCAGACACAGAAAGGAUGGUUUUUAAAUGUAGGAAAACCAAGAGAGUGCAAAUAAUGAAAACCCAGAGAAGAGGCUGUCCGGAAUUGCUGCUCAGCGAUGUCAGAGGCUGCAGAGAGGCCAACGCUGAGUGUUGAGAAGGGCCAUGAAAUCUGGCAGUUAAGAGGUCCUCCGUGACCUGGGAGAGAGCAGCCCCAGCCCAGUGACGAGGCGGGAAGCCAGGCUGCACAAGGAAGCUUUUGUGAAGCUGUGUAGCGGAGAUGGGGUGUGGAUCCAUGAGGGACAGCAGGGGCCGGGGAGCUUGUAGUGAUGGCUAAGGAUGGGAGAGGCCUGGCCAUGCCCACGGCCAGCGGGGAAGGAAACAGAAGGUAGACUGACAGUGGGGCUAGCAAUGGGGGUGAAAGAGAUCUUGACCGGGACAAGACGAGGAGAGGAGGACAGAGGGAGCUCCUGGUGGUGAGGCCUCAACUGGGAGGGCCAGGGAGGGCGCGUCCACAUGGGCUCUGCAUGCGGUGAUGCUGCUCUCAUUGCCAGCUUUCAUUUCUGCAUUUUGAGUAGAAGGUGAAUCUAUUUUCAGCCGAGUAAGAUUCAUACAGUUGUUAAUGGAAGGGUGUAGAAUGGCUUGGCAAGUAGCUUUGGUGAAAGAUGGCCAAUCUUAAGCAUGACUUGAUUGGAUUUCUAGCCUUUCUCUUUCACUGUCUCUUUCUCUUAGUAAAACUGGAUUUGGUUCACCCUCUUUGUGACUGUGGUGGUGGGUGCCAGAAGCCUCCCUGGACAGCUGAUCCAUGCUAUGGACGUGAGGGCUUAGGGUGAAGGGAGGUUGGAGGGAAGCAGGCUUGGGCUGUGUCAGGGCUAGUUUCUCAACUCCGUGAGGGCAGAGAGGAGCGUGUCUGUGACUCGACUGGUGGAGGAGGAAAAGGCUGGAAGGAAUGAAGACAACCAUUUCCAUGAUGGAAAAACUUAGAGAAUUGGUAUGACUCAAAAUGUUUAAUAGAUUUCUAUUUCUGUGUGUCGUGUAUGUUUUUUUUUCUUUUCUUUUAAUUCUGAAAGGGUUUUGACUUCCCUCACCCCACUGUGCCUUUCUGGGAGUGAGGGAUACAAGUUGCAUUUUGAAUUAUUUGGGUCUUCUCAGAAAUACCAAGCUGUGCUGAGAAGAAAGGCUCUGUUGGUUUUUCUGGUAAUUCACAGACUUCAUUGGUCCAAUAAACAGUGAGGAACAGCGGAUUUCCAAAGGCAGCACUAUCAGUUAAAGCGAGGUAGGAAUUCCUUGAUCUCUUUUUCCCCAUCAGAGGGCUGGGAGGGGCCUCCACAUAGCUCUAGGCUCAUUGCUUUGGGGCUUGGCCCCUUGCCCUUAGAUUACCAUUACUAGCAGGUUUUUGGUUUGUUUUUAAACAACAUAGAGAAUAAAAAUUAGAUUUGCAAAGGUAAUAUAGAAUAUGUGCAGAGGUAUACCAUGGGACAGAAAAAGAGGAACUUCCUCCUGCAAAGUGCCAGGAGUGAGAAGGACUCUGAGGCAGCAGCCGGGAGGGAGGCCUUAGGCCUUGGCCCUGCCAGCAGCAGCAUUCAGCUACCUAUCCACUGGCCUUUCUGGGAGCAUGUACAUACAUAUAGGAGUUGACAUUCCUGUUCACCAUUUGCUUUUUCAUUCAAAUUUAGUUUCUUGCCCCCUUUUAAAGCGUGCUGUGAUCCUCGUGAUCCUCGCUGCAAUUGGAUCUGAUCCCUUAAAAUUUCUGGGUUGUGUGUUCUUGUGGGAAACUACAGUAUGAUAAAGGCCACAGUGGUGAGCUUGGUGAAUAUGGGAAUGGCUGCUGUCCUGUUCCCUUGGGUUUCAUGCCAUUUCUCAGUUCUACUCUCCCAGCCUUGGUUUCUCAGUCUAAUCUAUAGCUCUUUGGCCACAGGGAGUCUGGAGAGAAAGAAUAUUAAGGGUUCCUGCAUUCCUGUUACCCUCAAACUGUCCUGUACCCAGUGCAGGUGCACUGUUGGUACCAGUCUGGUUGUACUCGUGGAAGACUUGGCCUGCGUUUGGCUGACUCAUUUCUUUUCCACCCAGGAGACACAGAGUGGGUUUAGUGGGAAAAGCCCAGGGCUGGGAGCAGGUGAUCUGAAUGCUGACUCUGGCUCAGCUCCCACCCAGCUCUGUGACUCUGGGCAAGUCCUUUGACUUUCUGGGCCUCCAUGUUCUUCCUCAUUCAGUGAGGGGAUUAUCCUGGAUGAUCCCCCAAGAUUUUUUUCCUGUAGUAACUUCCUGAGGUUCCACUGAAAUCACUCGUCGUGUGACUUGUUCUAAUGUCUAAUCUGGAAACUGAUUGACGAAUGGUGCUCUCUCCCAGCCUUGUUCUCUCCUUGGAUCUUUCACUUUUCACCUUUUUCUUCCUCUCACUCACUUUGAACAAAUGAUUCAGGGUGGUAUUUAUGGUGGUUUCUGAUUCUUUCUGUAAUUGUUUUUCUGGAGUUCAUGGUUUUCACCUUUUUAGACACACACUUUGGUGGGUUUGACGUCAGCCCCCCUCCAACCCCCCCCCCCCCUUCAGUUGCUGGAAUAGGUAUGGACGUUCUGAACAAGAAUUGUAAAACUUAGGAAGCUUGAGAACCUUUGGGAAGUAGAUGUAUUUGAGCUUUUUUUUUUUUCAUUGUAAAAGUACUCUAUUUAGGGCCUCAAAGCCUCAAAGCCAUGCAUUAGGUUUAGUUGGUCCCAGACACGUGUUUUGAAUUUUAAAAACAAAAAUUGCUCAUUUGGAGAUGUUUUGGUUGAGCGGGAAAGGGCAGUUUGUCAGUUAUUGGGAACGAUCGGAUCAGGGAAGCAAAGAUCCUGGGAUCCCUUCCCAGCUGACCCGGGACAGGAAACUUAGCUUUGGGUUUCCUUUAUCAACACAAGCCAACACCCUUUCUAGAGACAUAUUGGCCUCAUUGGAAAAGAUGUUUUUAGAUGUUCUUAUGCAAAGCACCAUGUGGCAGUAUGUUCUUGAUUAAGCCUUGUUCUGACAUGACUGAUGAGAUAGUUUUAUCCUCUCCCUUUUUUUCUCUUUACAGUUGCAAUACUUCUAAGGAUGUCUUCAGUUCAAUGUGCAAAUUGUCUUUACUGGAUCUCUGCUUUUGUUAUCCGAUUCAUGAACACAUUGAUUCCUGUUAACCAUAUUCAUAUAAAAGUGCAAAGAUUAACUUUAAAGGAGGCUGCUAUUUACUCUUCUAAAAACCUGCCAUUGCCAUUACAUCUCCAACUGCUUUUAGCCACAGGGCCCUUUAAAGUGGAUGUUCCAGAUUGAGUUUGUUAUAGACUGAGGCAAAAGAGAUGCUUUAGGUGGGGCUUCAUGGUGCCUGGCCCCCUCCCUCCCUCAACCCUGCUCUCACUGUCAGGCUCCCUUGGAACACCCUGGGGCAGGGGUGGGCAGGGCCUUUGAAGGAGUCCCCUAGUGACUGAGAGCCCCCAUGGCCCUGGAGGCCCUUAGGAUGGGUGUGAGACUCAUCUUCUUCGGUAUGUCCUAGAAGAGAAACACCAUUAGGGCUGUGCCUUGUAUUCCCCGUGAUACCAGGUUGGAGGAGGGGCAGAGUCUUCCCAUUCAUCUGAGGGAAUUAGAAGUCCAGCCAUUAGAGAGGCCCAGGGACAUGCAGGGAACCUUUAAACCUGACCUUUAUCAAAGCAUUGGGUCACCGUCCCAUCUGCGGACCACUUCACCAAGGGAGCAGCUAGGCUCAUUCACAGGCAAGGUCUUCCGUCGUCUGUCCGUCUGCCCCACGCUUUGGGUUUCGCUUGGGAGUGGUUCGUGCCGGCUAACUCCAGAGCCAGUCCCGCGCCUCCCCGAGGCCGCAGCUCCCUUUCCAUCCUGCCCCUGCCCUUCGCAGGCCCGAGCUGAGCGGCUUCCUGUGCUGCACUUGGCUCCAGAUCCCGUUUAAGCCCUCGUUCCAAAUGAUGUACGCCCAAAUGCCAGCAACCGAGGCUCCGUGGUAGGUUUAAAGCCAGGCUCGCCUCUUUCUAAGGGAGUUCCAAAUGCAGAACUGGGAAUUUGAAGGAAGAAGGGAGGGAGGUACCAGCUCACUUACAGGGAUCACAUGCUUCGAGCAGAAAGACGUCCUGUGGGACGGCAGCCGCUGCCAGGCAGGCGUCGAGGGCUGGAGGGGUCCAGCUCCAUUGGACGCCGUCAAUCCUCGGCCCAGUCGCAGGAGGCGAAGAGAAUUCCAGCAACCAGGAAGGUGAAAUCGGAAUCCUCAGGCAGGAGGGAAAGUGUGGGCCGAGGGUUGAUGUGUAUGAGCAGGAGAUGGGGGAGGCCCAGGGUUGGGCAAGAACAGCACCUGCCAAGGCAGCACGCGGUGUAGGCGCGCCCAAGGCUGGCAGCAUGCCAGGCAACGCAGCGGUGAUCUGGGGGUCCCAGGGGACAUGGAGGCCCGCGCAGCCUUAAAAUGUUAACUGCACGUACCGAGGCGUUUUCCCCUCUGAAUACAGCUUCCAGUUUAAAAUGUUAAAUCAGUGGUGGUCUCCGAGGGGGGAUGACACUUCCCUUCGAGGCCUACUUCACCGACAGCUUUGCUGGAGUCAUUCAGGGGUGGGUAGAUGUGCCGGUAACGCUUCAUGUGCUACAAGUAAUCAUUAGCUUGUUUUAAGGAAUGGAACUGCUUGCUUAAAUGGUGACUUUUAGCCAUUAUAGUCAAUUACCCCAAAAUGGUAGACGUGGAAUUGAAAAAGGUUUUGACUUACAUAUCAGAAUUAUGUAUCACAUUUGCCUUUUUGGUAAACCUAAACAGCUGCCUGGUUACUAGCAUUACAGUUAAAAAUCUUUAUUAUGAUUAAUAAAAUCAAGAUGAGUUUGAAA